AUGUUCUUCAUCCAUUUCCUCGAACAUGUUCUGACGCUGCAUCCGUCCUUCUUCGGCUCUCAUGUCAAGGAGUACCUGACUCAGAAGCUGCUGGAUGAUGUGGAAGGUGUGUGUACGGGCGAUUACUACAUCGUCUGCGUGAUGGACAUGUAUGAUAUCUCGGAAGGGAAGAUCAUACCCGGCAGCGGUCUGGCAGAGUACACCAUUGUCUACCGCGCCAUUGUCUGGAAGCCGUUCAAGGGAGAGACGGUUGAUGCUAUCGUCACCUCGGUGAAGAACCAGGGCAUCUUUGCAGAGGUUGGCCCACUGACCGUCUUCGUGUCCAAACAUUUGAUACCGCCAGAGAUCAAGUGGGAUCCAGAUGCGACUCCUCCGCAGUAUACGGAUAACGCAGACCAGGUCAUCGAGAAGGGGACAAAUCUACGGAUCAAGCUGAUUGGGCUGCGAAACGACGUGCGCAACAUGUUUGCAAUUGGCAGCAUCAGGGAAGACUAUCUUGGGACCCUGUAA
Microsporum canis CBS 113480 is the source of this 510-nucleotide messenger RNA. RefSeq names its product DNA-directed RNA polymerase II subunit RPB7. Gene Ontology annotation, cellular component: P-body; RNA polymerase II, core complex. The record is from RefSeq and is a predicted model, not a curated record. NCBI's taxonomy places the organism in Eukaryota, Fungi, Ascomycota, Eurotiomycetes, Onygenales, Arthrodermataceae. The coding region runs from base 1 to 510 and encodes 169 amino acids. Gene Ontology annotation, molecular function: single-stranded RNA binding; single-stranded DNA binding; translation initiation factor binding. Gene Ontology annotation, biological process: positive regulation of translational initiation; transcription initiation at RNA polymerase II promoter; DNA-templated transcription. The transcript is spliced from 4 exons.